ACUUUUGGGACAACCAUGACUUGGAGAAGUAAGAAUCUCCACAAACGCCAAACUACCACUCUGGGAGACUCCGCAGAUAACCCGGCAUUGAAUUCCGCUCUCGACUUCCAUUCCCACCAACCAGCUGAGCUUUCCGGCCCUUCUAGCACAAUUGAUCUCGGUGGCUGCCCCGAGGAUCUCCGCUUCCCAUCAUGCAACGAGCGACGCGGUCACGUGCUGGAGGUGGAGGCAGAAAAAUCCGGCCUUGCGUCCCUCGGAUCUGCCGCCAUGCUGUUGCUUUCGCUGCUCCGUGGCCGCUUUCGGCACAAGCCGCCUUUCCUGACGUCCCUGGUUACGCUCCUUUUGUUCUUCCUGCUGCCGGGCCCCGCUCAGCCCAUCUCCUUCCAACUGCCGGGCAAAGCCCGCAAAUGCCUACGGGAGGAGAUUCACCGCGACAAGCUGGUCACCGGCGAAUACGAGGUGGCUCCCCCGCCGGGCUCGUCUACCGGCCCGUCAGCAAAUCUCAAGAUUACUGACACAGCUGGACACAUCCUUUAUGUCAAGGAAGAUGCUACUAAGGGCAAAUUUGCUUUCACCACAGAGGACUAUGACGUGUUUGAGGCUUGCUUUGAAAGCAAACUCCCUGUGGGAACAGGGCGGAUGCCAGACCAGCUUGUGACCUUGAAUAUGAAGCACGGAGUGGAAGCAAAAAACUAUGAGGAGAUUGCUAAAGUGGAAAAGCUGAAACCAUUGGAGCUGGAGCUGCGACGAUUGGAAGAUCUUUCAGAAUCUAUUGUUAAUGACUUUGCAUACAUGAAAAAGCGAGAAGAGGAGAUGCGGGAUACUAAUGAAUCUACCAACAUUCGAGUACUGUACUUCAGCAUUUUCUCAAUGUUCUGCCUCAUUGGACUGGCAACUUGGCAAGUCUUUUAUCUGCGGCAUUUCUUCAAGGCUAAGAAAUUGAUUGAGUAGCAAGAAGGGCUAAUUUUCCCUUGUUUUGACACCCCAGGGAACAACACAGAGACCUAGUAAUGACUAUUGAGAGCCAUCUUGGAGUUGACCUGCAAAAACAAACAAUUUUCUACAAUUACCCAUCAAAGGGAUGGAGGGAGGGAAAUACUGGCACAAAAACUGAGGAGGGAAUUCAGGACUAUUGAAUAGAUUUGAAAGAGACGAUAGUUUGAUUUUGAAAAUUUUUGGACACAAAUAAAUAAAAUUGUCUCAAAUUGAUCUUUUUUUUGUUUGUUUACAUAAACAGUUAAAUGAUGUUAUCUUACAUGUCACAAAGUUGCUUGUAUCUGCCACUUCAAUACACAGAAUAUGAUGUAUUUGAACCAAUCUUGUAUAUGGAGUUGGGUAAGGGAAGUACAGGUGGUCCUCGACUUACAACAGUUCAUUUAGGGACCAUUCAAAGUUACAGAAGAACUGAAAAAGGUGACUAACGACCGUUUUUCAGAGUUAGGACCUUUGCAACAUCCCCAUGAUCAAGUGAUUAAAGUUCAGAUGGUUGCAGUAUCCCAAUAAUACGUGAUCUUUUGUGACCUGACAAGCAAAGUGAAUGGAGAAGGCCAGGUUCACUUAACUGGAUUAUUAAUUUAUUAACUGCAAUGAUUCACUUAACAACAGAGGCAAGAAAAAUCAUAAAAUGGGACAAAUUUCGCUUUACAAAUGUCUCACUUAACAGAAAUGUUGGGCUCAAUUGUGGUCGUAAAUUGAGGACUAUCUGUACUUGGAGCAGAAUUUCACAGAAGCAGAGAUUGCAAAUGAUCAGGAGCCACAUUUCAGGAAGUGGGGAGGAAUGACCAGUGACAGCUUUCUAUGAAAAUAUUUGAUAUUUAUAUUGUUAUGUUACUUCCAACGGCCUAAGAGAAAUGAUGUCAUUGUUUCAAUUACAGAAGACUUGAGGUAUAACUUCUUCAAGUUUCCUAUCCCAUACUCUGAUAUAAUUUCUGCUAAAUGUCUGGAGAUUAUCAGUCAUCCAGUUCAUUGUUGUCCCAAAGAUGUUGUUCAAAUGGCAACUUUGUUACCAACAAAGUACAGAUGCUUUUUGAACUAUAGCUUUGGGACAAUUUCAAAACAGCUCUUGAAAAAGCACCUUGAGUACUAUAAGAUAUUGUUUAUUUAAUCAUAAGAAACUUUUCCCUAACAUAUACUUGAAAUGUAUGAUUUUUCUUUUAUUUUCAUUUUCUUAACUUUUUCUUUACUUUCUGCUUUCAACAAUAAAAAUACUACUUAAUCUGUA
This is a messenger RNA of Ahaetulla prasina, 2221 nucleotides long. It is a transcript of the gene TMED10, whose product is annotated as transmembrane p24 trafficking protein 10. Gene Ontology annotation, biological process: endoplasmic reticulum to Golgi vesicle-mediated transport; intracellular protein transport; Golgi organization. Bases 16 to 951 code for a protein of 311 amino acids. The transcript has 5 exons. The record is from RefSeq and is a predicted model, not a curated record. NCBI's taxonomy places the organism in Eukaryota, Metazoa, Chordata, Lepidosauria, Squamata, Colubridae. Gene Ontology annotation, cellular component: COPI-coated vesicle; COPII-coated ER to Golgi transport vesicle; endoplasmic reticulum-Golgi intermediate compartment.